AUGGCCUCAGGUUAUCAACAGACAAGGAACAACUAUCAAACCAGCAGUCAGGUUCCUCUAGUAAACCCACUGCAGUACACAUCAGCACAUCCUUCAGCUACUCCCACUCCGAGAUUUAGCUCCACAACCAAUUACAGGCCUAUGAGCAUUCAGGCUGCUCCCCCUCAGCAACCAAUACAGCAAGCACCUCUUCCGCAGGCUCCUCGUGCCCUCCAAGCAACCUCUCCAAAUCCUGGGCCACCCUAUCAGAGUUUCAGCUCGGAUACAGCCUAUCAUGGUCCUCGUUCAACCAUCCCUAACCAAUUUCACAGAGACCCUGGUGAGUUUGCACACCUGAAGAUGGCUCUGGAGAACUUACUACCACCUGACAGUCCAGAGGUUUUCAAAUAUCAAGUUUUAGUGGACUGUCUAAAGUUGGAGGAUGCCAGAUUGUCUACUUUAAAUCUGACAACAAAAUCUGUGUGUAAAUACAAUCUAACUACUACAACAUAUUUCCAGGACCUCAGGAAUCAGACAAUCAAAGCAGCCAAUGAUAAGUCCAUUAAGGUCUUCAAGGUCUUCACAGAAGUUCUUGGAUAUCUGAAGAAUGACGCUCUGGAAACCAUCAAAGCCCAGGCCAAAGAGGGCGAGUUUAAGGCCUCUGACUUCACCUGGGUCCUAACUGUUCCUACCAACUGGGGUCAUCCAGCUAAACUGUUUAUGAGAGAUUCUGCAACCAAGGCUGGUCUUGUAACAAAAGGAACAAAAGGCAAACUGAUGUUUGUUUUGGAGUCAGAAGCAGCUUUGACCUGGAGUUUGAAGCUUCAACCUGAUGGUUUCAUCACACAGAACCACAGCAGAAACUCACAGGAUCAGCCUGCAGGAGCAGCAGAACCUGAUACCAGCUGUAACGGCCCACCAAGAAGUCAGGUGGCAGUAGAUAUUGAGAUGAAACAAGAAGAAACCAUAGACCUGCUUAACCACCAAGACAGAAACGGAGAAGUAUAUGUUGUUGUCGACUGUGGAGAUGAAACAAUUGACUUCACUGUUCACAAAGUUCUGGAGGGAGGAUCCCUGAAGAAGCUUUUUGAGGCCCCUAAGAACCACCUGGGAGGACAAACUGUGGACAGAAAAUUUAAAUUGUUUCUUAAAGAAAUUUUCUCUAAUGGAGUCUGGGAUGAAUAUGAACAAGGUUUCCCCAGCGAGGUUCAGAAAAUGAUGUAUGAUUUUAUUUCUCUGAAACAUUUAGAUAAAGAUAUUCAGAUCCGUUGCCCAUUUAACCUGGGGAUGUUGGCUGAGAAACAGAAAGAUAUUGAAACUUUCUUUGAUUCAGUGGAAGGAGCUUCCUGGGAUGAUGGAUCUAUCAGAAUCUCCAGAGAGAAACUGAGAUCUUUCUAUGAUGAGAGUCUGCAGGGAAUCACUGAGAGUCUCAGAGAAAUAGUAAAAAAACCCAAAAAUCUCAACAUUGGGUUUAUUGUGUUAGUGGGAGGAUUGGCUGAGAGCCAGAUUCUACGUCAGCACAUCACUGAUCAGUUUGGACGUCAGUAUAAAGUCCUGUGUCCUCUUAGACCCCAGGAAGCGAUUCUGAAAGGAGCCGUAGAGCUGGGGAGAAACCCAGAGAUGGUGGAGCCUCAGAGGAAACGUCCAGCUUGGUUCAAUUUCUUUUGUGAAAAAUUUAAAGAGUGAAAAAUUAUUUUCUUACUCUACUUUCACCAUAUUUUCUGGUAACCGUCUUCAGCAUUUGGGAAAACAGCAGAAGGUUUUUUUUGGUCAGCCUCUUCAUUAACACACUUAACACAGAUGCAUGUGUCAUUGGAUUUGAUCAAAUUAAGGAAAUAAGAGGCAUUUUGUCAGAAUUAACAACCAUCUGCUGCUGAAAAUUGUUCAAACAAUACAAUCUGUACAGUUACUGUUUUCUGCUGGAGAACUAUUGCAUAUAAUUAAGACUUAGAUUUAUGUUAAAAGUAGCUACAGCCUCAUAAAACUUUCAGUUGAUUUAUGUAUCACUCUUUAGUGGCUAAACCGUUUGUAUGUCUGGGCAUAACUGAUGCUUGAACUUCUUUUUAAACUUGAUGUGACAUGUUAAGAUUGGAUUUAUGUUAAUUUGAC
Molecule: messenger RNA, 2088 nt
Organism: Poecilia latipinna (sailfin molly)
Lineage: Eukaryota; Metazoa; Chordata; Actinopteri; Cyprinodontiformes; Poeciliidae
Product: heat shock 70 kDa protein 12A-like
Exons: 5
Coding region: 1-1665 (554 amino acids)
Molecular function (GO): ATP-dependent protein folding chaperone; ATP binding
Source: RefSeq, a predicted model, not a curated record